Messenger RNA from Penicillium malachiteum, 1302 nucleotides. RefSeq names its product peptidase C14. Bases 1 to 1302 code for a protein of 433 amino acids. NCBI's taxonomy places the organism in Eukaryota, Fungi, Ascomycota, Eurotiomycetes, Eurotiales, Aspergillaceae. The record is from RefSeq and is a predicted model, not a curated record. The transcript is spliced from 4 exons.
AUGACCAAAAUCCGUCGACGUGGUAAUAAACCACGCUCCGGUCAGCUGAAACAGGUCUCCGAUCCAGUUAAUGCGAAAUUCGAAAUCAUUGCAGUGCAUGGCCUUGGCGCCGACCCUGACUAUACUUGGUCCUAUCGUGAUCCCAAAGAAAAGAAAUCAGUAGCUCUCUCGAAGAGAACUCAUCUUCUCAGGGGUCUACUAUCUGAGGAUUUCCCUGAAGCAAGAAUCUGGAGCUAUCAAUAUGACUCCACGUGGCUCACUGAUGCGCCGGUGAAGACAACAGAAGAGAUUGGGACAAGUUUGCUCAGGGAAUUGAAAGCCAGUCGAUCAGCAAAUGCUUUGUGUGGAGUUGACUCGAAGGAGAUUGUAGAUGAAACUCGUGGUGUCAUAUUCCUUGGAACUCCUCACCAAGGCUCACAUCUACCAAUCACUGGUAUAAUCCUGGCUUUUUUGACUGGAUUUUGGGGAUCAGAUUCUACAUUAAUAUUUUCGCUUCGACACCACGAUAAAGGCUUGACAGAUCUUACUGAGAGAUUUAAGGCUUGUGGAGUGAACAGUCAGUCGGGUCAAACGCUUCCAGUCAUAUCCUUCUAUGAGACUAAACCAACAUAUUUAUUUGGAUACUUCUCUAUAGGCCAGCUUGUUGAAAAAGAUUCAGCUAUAGUCCAUGCGAGCCCUCAUGAGUCAUACCCUAUUGACACUGAUCAUUCCGGCCUGGAUAAAUUUAUUGGGAAGGACGAUGAAUUUUACCAGAAACUGAAAACCUCCAUACAACAUCUGAGAGUCCCCUCGAUUCUUGAAAGAGCCGACAAAAGUCUACGAGAAUAUUAUACCGAAUGCAAGAGACUCAAUAUUAAGCGGCUUUCUGGUGACCUUCUGCCUCUAGACCAGUGCUACAUAAACCUUGCUAUCGUGGAGCAGACGAGCAAAAAUAUGAGGCAAGAGACCCAGCCGGACAAAAAAACUCCUCAGUAUUCAUUGUUCGCAUGCCAAAAGGUUGAAACUCCAGAUAAAGCUGUGCAAGUUGAGCUUUCGGAAAUUUUUGCUCCACGUAAAGCGAGCGGUGAAUCACAGGUCUACCCAAGAAGAAUCCUCAUCCGUGGACGAGCCGGAGUGGGGGAAACGACCUUGAGCAAGAAGAUAGUCAAUGAUUUCAUUUCAGAUAAACAGACUGCCAUCAAUGUGGCAUGGGCGCAGCUGUAUUACCAAGUGCUUUGGGUUCCUCUCCGUGAUCUUAAGUCCAAGUCUCCCCGGAACUUACUGGAUCUUAUCUUUCAGGAAUUCUUUAAGGAGAGGUCAUAA